Molecule: messenger RNA, 1293 nt
Organism: Tupaia belangeri chinensis (Chinese tree shrew)
Lineage: Eukaryota; Metazoa; Chordata; Mammalia; Scandentia; Tupaiidae
Product: neuropeptide Y receptor type 6
Exons: 1
Coding region: 178-1293 (371 amino acids)
Biological process (GO): G protein-coupled receptor signaling pathway
Cellular component (GO): neuron projection; plasma membrane
Molecular function (GO): neuropeptide Y receptor activity; neuropeptide binding
Source: RefSeq, a predicted model, not a curated record
GAGAUGCUCAAGUUAUUCAUGUGUUUCCACCAAACACCGACAGAGAUCAUGGAAGAUUAAACUCUACUAAUUACUCACUGAAGGCUUCAAAACAAAUUGCGUCCCAAGAACUAAUGGCCAAAUUAUCCAUCCAAAACACAAGUAAGCUUAGAAAUCUCUUCUUACAAUCUUGACGAAAUGGAAGUUCCACCAAAUCAUUCAACAUCUAAUAAAACCAGCAUAAAUAGCAAUGACUCUGCAUUUUUCUACUUUGAAUCCUGUCAACCCCCUUCUCUUGCCUUACUCCUAUUUUUCAUAGCCUACACUGUGGUCUUAAUUGUGGGCCUUUUUGGAAACCUUUCUCUCAUCAUCAUCAUCUUUAAAAAGCAGAGAGAAACUCAGAAUGUCACCAACAUACUGAUUGCUAAUCUCUCCCUCUCUGACAUUUUGGUAUGUGUCAUGUGCAUCCCAUUCACUGUCACCUACAUUCUGAUGGAUCACUGGAUAUUUGGGGAUACCAUGUGCAAACUCACGUCUUAUGUGCAGAGUGUCUCUAUCUCUGUGUCCAUUUUCUCACUUGUAUUAAUUGCCAUUGAAAGAUAUCAGCUGAUUGUGAACCCCCGUGGCUGGAAGCCCAGUAUAUCAAACGCCUACUGGGGUAUCACAUUGAUUUGGCUGUUUUCUCUUCUGUUGUCUAUUCCCUUCUUCCUGUCCUACCACCUCACCAAUGAGCCCUUCCAUAACCUCUCUCUCCCCACUGACCUUUAUACCCACCGGCUGGCCUGUGUAGAGAACUGGCCCUCCAAAAUGAACCAGCUCCUCUUUACCACCUCUCUGUUUAUGCUCCAGUAUUUUGUCCCUCUGGGUUUCAUCCUCAUUUGCUACCUGAAAAUUGUCAUCUGCCUCCGCAAGAGAAAUAGAAAAGUAAACAGGAAGAGGGAAAAUGAAAGCCGGCUCAGUGAGAACAAGAGGAUCAACACAAUGUUGAUCUCCAUCGUGGUGACCUUUGGAGCUUGCUGGCUGCCCCUGAACAUCUUCAAUGUCAUCUUUGACUGGUAUCAUGAGUUACUAAUGAGCUGCCACCAUGACCUGGUAUUUGUAAUUUGCCACUUGGUUGCUAUGGUUUCUACAUGUAUAAAUCCACUCUUUUAUGGCUUUCUCAACAAAAAUUUCCAGAAAGACCUGGUGGUGCUUAUUCACCACUGCUGGUGUUUUGCACCUCAGGAAAGAUAUGAAAAUAUAGCCAUUUCCACAAUGCACACAGAUGACUCCAAAGGCUCUUUAAGAUUGGCUCAUAUACCAACAAAUACAUAA